Messenger RNA from Rosa chinensis, 1354 nucleotides. Its product is annotated as putative protein phosphatase 2C-like protein 44. The coding region runs from base 113 to 952 and encodes 279 amino acids. NCBI's taxonomy places the organism in Eukaryota, Viridiplantae, Streptophyta, Magnoliopsida, Rosales, Rosaceae. Gene Ontology annotation, cellular component: cytosol; nucleus. The record is from RefSeq and is a predicted model, not a curated record. Gene Ontology annotation, biological process: protein dephosphorylation. Gene Ontology annotation, molecular function: protein serine/threonine phosphatase activity. The transcript is spliced from 5 exons.
UUUGUAAUUUGAAUAUUUGAUUUAAAAAAAAAAAAUUACCUUGCUUGUGAUACAGUUUCUUUCUUCUUUUUCCCUUUUUCUGUAUUUGCCUGAAUGUGAUUAUUUUGUUGAUAUGGCAGAUAAUCAUAACAUUUCAGGCAAAUUCAUGGGUCUCAAAGAUUUUCAUCUCAAGUUUAAGCAAGGCUUUCAGCUGAGGCGAAUUCUCAAGAUAAAAACUGGGGUUAAGAAGAAAGAGGCUAAUUUUACUACAAAACCUUCAUGGAUGAUGCCAGCAGUCUCACAUGGGCAUCAUGUGGUUGAGGGUUAUGAUGAAUUCGACUGUGACUAUGUUGUGGCUCAGAGAGAGCAGAUUGAAGAGCUUGAGGUGUGGCUUUUCGGAGUUUCCGAUCCUCGGAUUGGGGGCGGAAUUACCAAGUACAUGCAGGCACAUCUGUUUGAUAAGAAGCCAAAAGAGUCUAUCAUAAAGGGAAAGAGCAACGAGACGAUGAGAAAAGCAUAUCUUGAUGCUAAAGCAAAGCUUAGAGAUGCCCAGGGAACAGAGGAGACAACUGGAGUCGGUUCAGUUUCGGCAAUGGUGAUCAAUGGUGAAAAGCUAGUAUUAGCGAAUAUGGGAGACUACAGAGCAAUUGUUUGCAGAGAGGGUUUGGCUCAUGAAAUAGGCAUUAGGCAGAAGCAAUCACCCAAAAUGAGUUGGACACAUAGACUCUUUAAAGCAAACAAUAAGCAAUCUAAAAGCUCAGAUCUUGUUGUUGGGGCCGAAAAGAUUGAGAACGAUAGUGAAUUUGUCAUUUUAGCAAGCAGUGGCAUAUGGGAGGUGAUGAAGUAUCAAGAGGCUGUGAAUCUCAUAAGGCGCAUUGAAAAUCCAGAAAUAGCUGCCGAGUGUUUGGCAAGUGAAGCUUCAAAUAGAAUGAGCAGAAGCAACAUUUCUUGCUUGGUCAUUCGAUUUGAUUGACAUAUCAUUUCUUAAUUCGCGUUGUCUUUUGUUCAUAUGGGACGAGAUACACAGUUUUUAUUCCAUGGGUGCAAAACAGGUCUGAAUUAGCAAUGGAGCAUGCGAUGAGACGCAUGUUGGAUACAUUGGAACAGAUACCAAGUUUUUUCUAUGUUCAACUCUCUAUGGGAAGUGGGAAAAUAGAUUUUAGGAUGAGGGUCCUCUCUCUAGGCAGCGAACAUGUAAUGUUGCUAGUUCGAACCAUACAUUCAAAUAGAACAUAAUAGUCAAACAAACGAGAUGAUUAAUCUCGUAAAUUAUACCCGUUUAAGAGGGUGACCAUCGAAAUGUUAUUGGAGGAGCAAAUCCAGUUUAUGAGUGAUUACUCUGGGAAAUCUACUUGUUCUUCUGAUUUUCAUGUGA